AGCGGGUUGUCGGGAGCUGAGCGCUGCGGCGCGGCGGUGGCGGAAAAUGGCUGCUGCGGAGGCGGCGGACACUCAGCUGAUGCUCGGAGUCGGGCUGAUCGAAAAGGACACAAAUGGAGAAGUUCUCUGGGUGUGGUGUUAUCCUUCCACGACAGCUACUUUAAGGAAUUUACUGCUGAGAAAAUGCUGCCUUACAGAUGAAAACAAACUUCUCCAUCCCUUUGUCUUCGGUCAGUACAGAAGAACAUGGUUUUAUAUCACAACAGUGGAAGUUCCAGAUUCUUCAGUUUUGAUAAAGGUGACUCAUUUUUCUAUUGUUCUGACCGCCAAAGAUUUUAACCCAGAGAAAUAUGCCGCCUUCACUAGGAUAUUGUGUAGAAUGUACCUGAAACACGGGAGCCCAGUUAAAAUGAUGGAGAGUUAUAUUGCAGUUCUCACGAAGGGGAUAUGCCAGAGCGAAGAAAAUGGCUCUUUCCUUAGCAAGGAUUUUGAUGCCCGCAAGGCUUAUCUUGCAGGCUCUAUCAAAGACAUUGUAUCUCAGUUUGGAAUGGAAACCGUUAUCUUACACACAGCACUGAUGCUAAAGAAGAGAAUUGUUGUCUAUCACCCCAAAAUAGAAGCCGUCCAGGAGUUCACCAGGACGCUGCCUGCCCUGGUGUGGCACCGACAGGACUGGACCAUCCUGCAUCCCUACGUGCACCUCAGUGCCGACGAGCUGGAAGGCCUGAAGACGUGCCCAGGUUACAUCGCCGGGUUUGUGGACCUGGAGGUGAGCAACAGGUCAGACCUCUACGAUGUGUUUGUGAAUCUGGCGGAGCGCGAGAUUACCAUCGCCCCCCUUGCGAAAGAGGCCAUGACAAUGGGCAAACUGCACAAAGAAAUCGGUCAGCUAAUUGUUCAGUCUGCAGAAGACCCGGAGAAAUCAGACAGCCAAGUUAUACAGGAUAUUUCCCUAAAAACAAGAGAAAUCUUCACCCACCUGGAACCAUUUUCAGAAGUUUCUGGUGAUGGAGAAAAGCUGGUUCUCAAUUUUGAGGCACUAAAGCAAAGACGAUUUCCACCGGCAACGGAAAACUUCCUUUACCAUCUAGCAGCAGCCGAGCAAAUGCUGAAAAUCUGACCGUGUGACAGUGUAUCCCUGAUGAGUGAUAGGAAGCUCUCCACCGUGAUUAUCCACUAACUACGUACGAUGCUGCAAACAGCAAAGAAAUUGUUCUAUUUUUAAUGAUUUAUGUGAAAGUAUUGAGAUUUGACCUGAAAAAGCCCUAAAACACGUAUGAAAACACUUCUGAUGUCCUCCUGGUCAGAUUCGUGCCUGCUGUCGGGGUCGGACCAAGUGCUGUGACCACCGUCUAUGGCGUUAGCUACGGCGUGGGGUCCCGGAGUAAGAGAACAAAAGCUGUGCCAAGUUCUAGUGCAAAUCCCAGCCAUCCCGAAAGCCUUCACUGUUUUCAGUUCCACUUGUCCCGUUGCGUAGCCACAAUGACUGGUUUACUUUCAGAAAGCCGCCUGAAAUUCUGCUUUGUAUUCUUCUAGGAAGAACUUUUAUUCCUCAUGAGGAACUCUACUUUCUGAGCCAAACUACUAAUAAGUUUUCUGCAGAACUGUCUAGAAGAUCAUUCAAAAGAGAUCCUGCAGUUGCACUUUCUUGUAAAAGAAAAAAAUUCUUUCUCUUGGCCUUCGAACAUUUUUGCUUAUAUUAUGAGGAUUUUGCAUAGCUUUUAUACUUGAGUAGACAACUUUAAUAAUCCAUAUUUAUAUUGUCGCAGAAGCAAGCACUCGGCAAACCGAAACCAUCUUAACCCUGUAGCUAGCAACGUUCUUUCGAAAAAGAUGCCAGUCCUUAUGUGAUAGAGCAAAAUAAACCCACUUUGGAUAUAAAUGUCAGUAUGCGCGGAACAGCAACUUUACGUGAUUACAGAGGCUGAGACCGGAGAGUGUCUUCAGACUUCAGUGAAAGUAAUUAGGCCACACGGGAAGGUAUUCUUGUUCAGCGUGUGUACCUUAUUCAUAAUUGGAGCCCUAAAAGUUGCAAAAUGAGCAUGGAGGUUUAAAUUAUGUAUUUGUUCUUUUAUUAUAUGUAUUCAUAUUAAUUAUGAAAAGUUAUUUUACACUCACUACUGCUGUCCUUAGAAAUCUUACCCAGAAAAACGUUUACAAAAAAAUCUUGCCUUUAUUAGAUCAUUGAUUCUUUGUGUUAGACAUUUGUUGAGUAAAAAUAAAAAAUAGCCUUUUCCCCUCCUUCCUUGGGUGGGGCCGGGGAGAAUCUGGAAUGAGAUGAGGUUUACUAAGGCAAACAGUUAAAAAUUAAAGCUGCACUUUAGGAAAACGAA
This is a messenger RNA of Suricata suricatta (meerkat), 2333 nucleotides long. RefSeq names its product DENN domain containing 10 (gene DENND10). The transcript has 9 exons. Gene Ontology annotation, molecular function: small GTPase binding; guanyl-nucleotide exchange factor activity. The record is from RefSeq and is a predicted model, not a curated record. Gene Ontology annotation, biological process: protein transport; regulation of early endosome to late endosome transport. NCBI's taxonomy places the organism in Eukaryota, Metazoa, Chordata, Mammalia, Carnivora, Herpestidae. Bases 47 to 1120 code for a protein of 357 amino acids. Gene Ontology annotation, cellular component: late endosome.